Pecten maximus is the source of this 4623-nucleotide messenger RNA. RefSeq names its product nuclear hormone receptor HR96-like. Bases 1346 to 2818 code for a protein of 490 amino acids. Gene Ontology annotation, molecular function: zinc ion binding; nuclear receptor activity; RNA polymerase II cis-regulatory region sequence-specific DNA binding. Gene Ontology annotation, biological process: negative regulation of transcription by RNA polymerase II; cell differentiation; positive regulation of transcription by RNA polymerase II. The transcript has 6 exons. Lineage: Eukaryota; Metazoa; Mollusca; Bivalvia; Pectinida; Pectinidae. The record is from RefSeq and is a predicted model, not a curated record.
UAAGCUGUGGUAUUGUCUAAGGAAUAGUAACCUUGUAUACCUGAGCAUCUCACCUGUCUGACCUUAAAUCGUCACUAGACAGCUCGAUGACUUGAGAGACACAUAUCUAAACAAACAGUGACAACGACAGUUUGACAACAAAAACGGCGACGAUUUAGUAGUUAGGUUGGCGUGCCUCUGUAUGUGGAUCUAUACACUCCACUGAACAAAACAGGCCAAUAAGGAGGGUGAGGUGCGGACUCUGGGGAUCAUAGCGAUCACAGGUUCUGUACAGGUACUCCGGGAUCAGACCUGUUAUAUACAGGUGUACAGGAUUACAGUACUCCUAUCGGUACUCGGAUAGGUACUCCGCGAUCACUGUGAUAUACCCUCUACUACCUGUAGGGUGUUUUAUACAAGUGUAAGUGAACCACUACACACUUCUCCUGGGUGGAGCAAGGCUGGUGUAAUUCGAAGAACGGAUAAAAACAAAGUACAUAUGGACUAUUUCCUAGUAACAGGACUCGAGGAGAUUUACUCGGUGGUGUAGGAGGACAGUGGUGAAGGUGGUAUUCUAUGUGUAAAUGGGCUGCAUUAAUAGAACAGUGUUAUUGUCAGGACGACUAGCUUGUGUUGUAAUUAGGAGUUACGUUGUAAAAUUUCAUUAAGUCGUGUAGUAAGAGGAUUCUCGGGCUCCAGGCUCAGGAAGGAAAAUUAAGCGAGGACACUAGACAUCAGACGAGGUUUGUAAAAAUAUUAGAAAGUACCGCAAAAAUAUUGACCUGAAAUGUUCUUAUAUAGUAAGUUAGUGUGUAUUAUAGUAUAGCUAUGGAGGUUCUUUAAUUCUGUUCAGUAUAUAUUCACUCUUUGGAGAUUCUUGUUGAUAAACAAGCAGAUAUAAUUAUCCUAGUCCAACGUUUCCGUGGAUAAAUCCAUACAAGUAUUUACAAACCGUACUUGGGUAUCUGUGACUACCGAUGCCUGAUGCCUGCCUAGUGAAUCCCUCGGCAGUGGAGUAUUGGAGUGUACCCUACCACACAACAAACGAUUCCACAACAGCCACGUGAGAGCUUGGAGUAGUCAGGAUACAUCUGUCCUCUCCUCUCUCUAUCCCCAGUCUCCCAGCAUCUUGGGUUGCGGAAAGGAAAACUCCACCAAUACGGAGAGUUUGGACGAGAUUCCAGUGGAGUAGUUCAAUAGCAUCAUUGGACCGGGAAAUUGUACAGAGUACGUCCCGCCCAUGGUACAACAACACUCAGACUCUCAUUCAUGUAAUGCAGGAACACAAAGUUUACUUAUAAUGUGGUAACACGGUUUUCUGUGAGGAGUUCCUAAACACUACAUAUAUCUUGGAGUUGAUCAUAUUAUGUGUGCUAAGAUGCAGGAGCCAAAUUACUACUUCUGUCAGAGCUCAGCACUUCAAGCUACUACCCAAGGGAAGGAACGGCACCCCUUCAUGGCCACCGCCAUCCCCGGGCCCGGGCCAGCGGGGCAGGGUCUGGGUGGGGUACCAUCUUACAUGGACUAUGAGUGUUAUGAUUACAAGCCGUCAUCUGACUCAGAGUAUUACGGAGCUGUUGGCGGGGACCAAAACAAACGUGAACAGAAGCGGCGACCGAAACCCAAGGAUGGUUCCCAACUUGUCUGUGGUGUGUGCGGCGACAAGGCGCUGGGAUACAAUUUUGACGCCAUUACUUGUGAAUCAUGUAAGGCUUUCUUUAGGAGGAACGCACUCAAAUCAAAGAUGUUGCCUGGGAUGGGAACAGGUAGCAGUGCGGGCCUUGGGACUAAUGUAUUUACAUGUAGUUUUGAUGGCAACUGUAAGUUAGAUACACACACAAGAAAAUUCUGCUCAGGAUGCCGACUGAAGAAAUGUUUUGAUAUAGGCAUGAAGAAGGACUGGAUAUUAAGUGAAGACCAACUCGCUAAACGACGGCAAAAACCCAAAGGUCCUGGAGAAGUGAGGACGAAACAACGAAAAACCUCCUUGGACGAAUAUCAAAAUCAAACUUCAAAUAUGGAAGUGACAUCAAACUAUAUGAUGGAAGAUCAAUCGUCAAACAAGAGCAGCGAGGGUUCUUCAUCGCCCUUUAAGUGUGAGAUGGAGGAGGAUAACAAUCCCAUUCCCUUGGAUGAGCAGAUUCAAAAGGAGAUUGAAAACCUGGAGUAUCAGUACAAACUAGUAUUCGACACGCCCUACUCGGACGACCAGAUCGACAAACUCACGACCAGUCCUAAAUCCCCCAAUGACCUCUUCAAUAUGACAGACUUAUUUGUGCGCAGGUUAAUUCGUUUUGCUAAACAUAUUCCAGAGUUCAAAACCCUAGCACAGGAAGACCAAAUUCAUUUACUCAAGGGUGGAAUCAUGGAAAUUAUGGUUUUGCGUUCAGCAAUGGGAUUCGAUAGCUCACAAAUGGGCUGGAAGGUCAAAGGUCAAUCGAUGGGAGAAAAAACAAUAGGACCCCAGAUGAUCCAGAACACGUUGGGUAACGGCAUGUACAUCGAACAUAUUAAGUUUGUCAUGUCUCUUAACCAACUCACUCAAGCCAACAAAACCAUCAUGACCUUGCUCUUUGUUAUUGAACUAUUUUCGUCUGAUCGGCCAAAUGUAAAGAACAAGGAGUUAGUGUCUCAAGGCCAGGAAAAGUUUUCCACCUGGCUAAAGGCUUACCUAGAAUCUUUACAUCCACUCACAGAAGCUCGAUCUCUUUAUCCAAAGUUGCUGAUGAAACUCCUGGAUGUACGAAGUUUGGGUGAAUCAAGUGCACAAAUGGCGGCCCAUUUGGAUAUCACACGACUAGAGCCGUUGUUAGUGGAAGUUUUCAGUUUACAGAAAUGACCAUGUUGACUCACAAUUAUACACUAACAUUGCAGGGACUUAAACCAUACCAAUCAUUAAUGUACAUGUCUCACAUGGUGACGGGCCCACUGGACCAUACUCGAUGCCAUGGACAAAAAAUGUCCUUAAAACUACAGUGGACUAGUCAGUAAGUUCCCAUAGCUGACGCCACAGCUAGUAACCUUGUGCUAUUCAAUGGACAAUAUAGUGCUACAUUUGUGCUAUUAAACAACAAUAGUGCUACACUUGAGCUAUUCGGUUUAGUGCUAGUAGUCGACAGUGGAUGUCCGCUAUAGUCAUCAUUUCUGUGCAUCGGCCAGGAAUCCUUGCUAUAUACCCACUACACAUCCCGUGCCCACCAAACCUUCACCCGAUAUGUACCAACUGAAAUCAGACGGCAGCUUAUUUUGUGAUUUUAAGGUACGACCUUUCAUAGGAGCUGGAUUUUAUGUCACAAUGACCUAGUUAUCUCCCCUUACAGCAGGUGUCGGAGGUCAGUCUAUCAACACCAAGGUCAAGAUGAUUCCAAGGUCAUGUAUACUGCCAUCAGCCAAGACAACAGUACUGCCACUCAGUAUAUCAAUCUGUUUAGUUACAUACUUCCAUGAUGUGAUCAUGUGACCUUGAACACUCAUCUUGGAGAAUUAUUUGACUUUUGCUGCCAAACUUAUGAGGUUUUUUUAUGGGUGACUUUAAAACGGACCAAACGGACAGGAGUGUAAAACUGGACAAACUUAUGUGAUAUCAGAACCGGGAUAUAUCAGACUGACCUGUGAUCGUUAGGACUGCGGAGGAUUUAUAAUGGAAGGUUUUCUACCUCUACACAAAUAUAGAUAUUUAUUGUGAGAGAUAAAAUCUUUGCUUUCUUUAAGUGACAAAGGAUUAUGAAAUGUGAUGCCACUAAAGAUAUAUGUAUUAUGGAGUAAACGAAGAAUGAAUGGAAAAACAGUGUUGACAAAUGGCCGCCUUUGCCUGGUCGUUCCCCUGGCCAAAGGUGGCAGGAUUAUUAAUUGAUGGUAACUUCUCUUGGGUCCAGUGUGAUGUGAAUGAUCUCCCUUGGUUUGACAACGAAACUGUGGUUAUGAAGACAACUGGAUUACCACUCUAAUAAAAAGUGGACUGCCCAUUACUUCUUUUCUCUAAUGAAACUAUGUGGACUUCAGGAUGACCAGAGCUGAUCGCUCCAUUUGACCUCUAACAUAUACAUGUAGUAAUCACCAUACGUUGGGCUGGUGUGUUUGUGUCCAAUGUUGCUGGUAUCUUUAUUCUGCCCUGUUGCUAAGUGAUCAUGUGAUCAUCACCUCAUGGUGACUGUUUUGACAACGUUUACAGGGUAAAUCUGAAGAGACUUCCGCUUAUUGUCACUGAUAUCUAUGAGUAGUCACAUGAUAGUCACAUGACGGUCACAUGAUAGUCACAUGAUGGAUGUGUCACCUCAGCUGUGCAUACAAAAUUGUAAAUCACUGUCAUAGCUUAUAUACUGAACUCAUGUACUUUAAUUUUGUUAAAUGUCCCCCUCCGCACUGAAGUAAUGAAUGCAGGUUGUACACUUGUCUGUCCGUCCGUCCGUCUGUCUGUGUCAAAAUCUUGUUUAGGCGACCUCUCCUACAGUUUUCAUCCAAAUUUUUCAAACUUUGUGGAUGUUGUCAUCCAACUCUGAAGUAGUGCAAUUUUGCUGACCGUUUUGUUUUGAUCUGCUAUUUGUCUCCUUUUUGUAUCUAUAAAAAGUUUUUGGGCCAUUGGGGCAGAGUGGGAGUCAGGGUUGAUUGGUUAGCUGGGGGGUAUAUAGACAACAAUCCUGGUGU